AGGUUGCGUAGGCGAUCACCUGAAACAAGAAACGUUACUUAGUACUUACGUUACUACACCCACCUAGUUCCAAAAAUGAGGACAGCCUGCAUGAGGGACUGACAACAAGGUGUUGAUAAAAACGUUUUAUUGGCAACAGCGACGGAUAAGUACUGAAACAGUAACAGGAAGAAAAAUAGUCUUAAUCAUGCCGCCGUUUACAGUCUUCGGUCGACGUUACGGGCUCAUAAGCCUCGAUGAGCUCUGGAUUGUGGUUCCGUAUUCGGUCUGGGGUCUGUCGAUCUUGGCCUUGUUUAAUCUGUACACCCUGCAGCUGCAAAUAGGCUGUGGUGGCAAAUGGGGCACAGGAUACUUGCAGCUCGUGCUGCUGCUUGCUAUGCUUGCCCUGGACUUGGUACUGAUCAAGCUUUCCAAGCGGGGAGCCUUGCACGACAAACAGGGGCUGCGUGCGCGUCUUCCGUUCCUCGUCGAACUGCGGGUCUACUUCGGCCUGAUCCACAUGGCGCUCCUCGUCUACGACCUGGAAGUGAGCCCCGAGCCGAUACUCACCUUUUGUGACCCGAAAGCGGACCCCAAGUCGUGGAGCUGGCUCUACGUGCACCACAACGAGGAUAGCGGCUACCUUUUCUACACGAGCACGAACGACUACGUGCUGCUCGACCACUCGGUUGGCGGGGACUACCGGCAGGUGAUCCACGACCCCGAAGUGGAUGUGCGUCUGGUCGCGAACAGUUGGUUUGCGAUCAUGGUGCACAGCGGCUUGAUCUUCAUCGAACGGGCCAUCUUUGUCCUUUUUGCCGUCCUGGCCAGCUUCAGUGACCGCACCACCGAGUCGCCAAAGGAGGAGUACGCGUUUCGGAGGGUGCUCCAGGAGCGGGUUUUGCGCGAGGAUGUGGAGCAGCGCACGCCGCAGGAGCGGUCGCGGUUUCGGUCGCUGCUACCCUCCCGGUUCCGAAUGCUGCGCAAGGGACUGGAGUUGUAUCGCGUCGCGGGGAAAAAUAUUUCCCGCGUGGAGCGGUCCGUGAUGGGCUUCCUGGGCGUACAAGAGCUCACGAUUGGAGACUUCCGCUGCGGGGUCGCGCUGGCCCGCGGCAAGGAGUUCUCGGGCGCGCUGCCGGGAUCGUUCUUGGAAAAGGGACGGCGGAUCAACUUGAAAGAGGACCUGGACCCGAUGCUGUUUUUGCUCACCUUCGUCAACUAUGCGUGGAUCGCCUACGGCUACCAGGGUCCGCGGAAAGUUGCGUUGUGGGACCGGUUCACGGAUCUGCUCUGUUGCUGCCGCAACCGACGCAGGAAGCGCCCCGGAGUGUUGACCGAAAUGCAGCAAGAGGUUGGCUUGACGGGGGAUGCGGAUGCAGACGAGGAGGCGGAGCUACAAAAGCUUGAGCGCGCGUCCCGAGGGCUCGUAGUAGAACAACAGCAAAGUAGAUCCAGUUUCGGUCGAUCGGUCGACAACCUCGCCAGCGCUCUCCCCGGGGCAGACCAUCUGCACGGCGCUGUCCACGGUGGUCGGGCACUCGGAAGCCAGGCACUUCGGGUGGUGAGAAUAAUCUCGAAGACGGAAAAGGAGCAGAGUUGGGAACGCGACCUGACGGACUACAUGCAGCUACUGCAGUACCGGCAGCGGCAGAUGCUGCAGACGUACGCCGACCAACUGGAGGACUUUGACGCCGGCACGGUAAUCCGGAAUCACGCGGUCGGCUCGGCCGACCUGGUUACGCUAACCGCGGAAGACCUCUACAGUUCGCGCAGCUGGACCGAGAGGCUCGAGCAGCAGGAUGACGACAAGUCGCUCGUGGCGCCGUUACUGCGCGUCAUGGCGGGCCGCUUCGCCCUCGGCUACGUGGCUGUGCAUUACGAGCACUUGACGGAGCAGCUGGGCAAAUGGUCGGACUACUCAAAGCCAAAAAUUCGCUGGGUUGCGGCCAUCUUCACCGUUUUGCGCCUGUGCAGGCAUACAAAACGGCUCUCGGUCGCACAGGAGCAUUCUCAGGAUCUGGAAGUACAGCGCCUGCGAGCGUCGCGGGGCCUCCUGAAAGUGACUCUGAGCGACAACGCAGGUGAGGUGGACAAUUUCGGUGCGAUGUGGGAUCCCUACACGCAGAAGGUGACGAACGUGGUACCGCACAGCGUGGCCGACCAGCACGGGAUCUUGGUCGGGGAUACGCUACAACUCGUCGACGGCAAGCCGCUACCAGUGGUAUUCCACUCCUACGCACAGGAAUGCAAAGACGGUGUCGGCAAGGUGGCGGUCGCAACAGCUGCCGGCUUGCUGCACACCAUCCGCGAAACGCGAAAGAAACGAAACGAAAACCGAAGGCCCGGCGUCUUCCGGCUCUUGAGAGGAAGUCCGUUUGCAAACAUCGUCGACUUGGCGUUGCAACAGGGGAACAAGCAAGCUGCUCCGAAGGUAGAAAAACUGAUGAAUUCCUCGUUGUUGUUCUUCCUGACGCGGAUCAUAUUUACAGUUCAUCAUCAUCUUUUAGAACAAUGGAAUGGCAACGGCAACUACCAGUAUGUAAGAAAAAGAACUACCAGUAUGUAAGAAAAAAAAGACAUCUGCUACCCUAAACCCUAAACCGCUACCGCUUUCUUUUUUGUCAUUUUCGAGAAACCAACGUUGUAUACAACAUGCAUCGAUUUAUACCAUCGAAAAACAGGCGAAGGGGAAAGCCAACUUGACGCGUAGUGAUUCUACUCCGGAUACCAUUCUUACGCUGGAAUUCUUGCAGCCGGUCCGGCGGGCAAGCCAACAGUUGGAGCCGUCUUCCGCGGUCGAGCUGAGAAAUUCUAUGGUGGAAGACUUUACAACGAAGGCGAAGGUGGAUAACUUGCAAGGCCUGGAGGAAACCGUGUCGAAUGAGUUAGCGCGGGCGCGCGCCGCCUUCACGAUAAAGCGUUUAGACUGGGAGUAUUUGUCGCCCCUGGAGCGUCAGAUUCCCGCUUUCCAGGCCUUGAAGGAGGCGUGGGAGGCGGAGCUGCUGGCGGAGAAGCGCGAGCGUGCGGCGGUGCGCGCUGCCAAGCGCACGAAGUGGCAGGCCAAGCUGAAGACGCUCCAGGAGACGCGGGCCCUCCGCAUGGGCUUCGGACAGGAGAAAAUGAAGAACACCGAGGCGAAGUUGCGGGACCUCGAUGAGGAGUCCGAGGCCAGUGCCGAGGACGACCCGACGCUCCGGCUGAACAGCGACGGCGGCCUAUCCUGAGUAAAAACGUCCCCACACCAGAGUUGUAAUGCAGAUUUGCAAAGACAGGAAGACUUGUAACGCGCCUCCCCAUGAGAGCCAUUUUCAAUCGUGUUUUGGAAUUUGUGAUGCUGUGAACAGGAUGAGCAGAUGAAUCUGUGACGCGGCUGCACUUGCUAACCUGCACUACACUGCAGAGUCCAACUUGUCAUGCGUGACUCACAAAACUCCUAGGUUUGUGUUGCAAAAUCCCCAUCCUGACUCUGGUGUGGGUACGUUUUUACUCAGGAUACGGCCUGGCGGUCGAGGAGGUGGGCGUGGAACUGCUGUACGUCAGUCCGCACACGCGCGGCGGCGAGCGCGCCGUGUUUUACUUCGCCCAGGACAACUUCUCCAACGCCCUGGUGAUCGGGUUUCGCGGCACCAUGUCGGCCAAAGACAUGGUCUCGGACGCGGCCAUUGCCCCGGCCCGCCUGUUCGCCGACUCGCCCGCGGACGAGUACGUCCAUGCAGGCUUUCUGUCCUGCGCCCGCUUCGCGCUGAAGUGCCUCGAGCGUGGAGGCUUCCUCCGCGCGCUCCCGAGCUCGUACUCGGUGGUGUGCACGGGGCACUCGCUCGGCGCUGGGUGCGCCGCCUGCCUCGGGUUCCUGCUGGCAAAGAAGUACCCGGAGCUCCGCGCCGAGAAUCGGCUCCGGUGCCUCCUGGUGGCGCCGCCCGGGUUGACCUGUUCGUUGAAGCUGCGCGAGGAGAGCCUGUAUCCUGAGUAAAAACGUACCCACACCAGAGUUGUAAUGCAGAUUUGCAAAGACAGGAAGACUUGUAAUGCGCAUCCCCAUGAGAGCCAUUUCCAAUCGUGUUUUGGAAUUUGUGAUGCUGUGAACAGGAUGAGCAGAUGAAUCUCUGACGCGGUUGCACUUGCUAACCUGCACUACACUGCAGAGCGCAACUUGUCAUGCGUGACUCACAAAACUCCUAGGUUUGUGUUGCAAAAUCCCCAUCCAGCAGCAUGCCGCUCAAGUGCCAACAGGGCGAGAGCCCUGCAAGACCGGGCGACGAAUGUAAGAAAUCGGGAAAAAAUGCCGUAUACCUGCGCAAUUCCUUAUAUGUGAAUAACAAGGUGGGCGGGCGGGGUUCUUCACAUUUUUGGAAACGCCCACCGCCCCGACUAGAAUAAUUGAAUGAUGUCGACCUGCUGUACACGGCGUAACCCCCGGCGGAAAUAGACCGGAGAGCGCAUCUGAAUCUGAAUCUGAACAUCCGCGAGCGAACCACCGAUCAUCUCGCACUUCUCAUCAAGACGUUCCACCGAGCUACUAGCACCCAGCUCGGCCCUGAAACCGGUGACAGUGACUCGCAGCCGCAAGGAAUUUCCGAUGCUCAGACAAAACUCCUCAACAGUUGCAUCACCGCAGAAAACGUUUUCGGGAAAUAUGAUGAUUUCCAGAUGCCAGCGCACGCGGAUCUCGGGCGCAGCCAAAUAAAACCGGUUGGCGGCCUGAAGGAAGCUCUCCCACGAACAAUCAACUACACCAUAAUUACACGCCGGGGCGACCGCUCCCACACCCGGGAAAAAUUACAGCAGGCCGGGGAGGAUUACCGAAGGAAAAUCCUGCCCCCGAAGGAUUGCCCCUGGAAGUUCGAGAUGUGGCGGGCGGAAAGUUUGGUUGACGCGGGAUUAGUGAAAAAAGCGGAGCUGAAGCGGUCCCGAAAAUCUCCGAAACAAACUACAGAAGCAGGCGCGGGGACUGUGGCCCCCCAAGCGGCAACCCCAGACUGUCUAGCUGUACUCUCCUCCACCGACUAUCUCGCGCGACCAGAUGUGAAGGCCCACGUUUCGGACUUCCUUACCUGGGCGACGGCCGAAAAAGAGUACAGACCAAAUGCUGACUUCGACCCGGACGGUGCGGAAGCUGAUACGCACCGCAUUGAGGAUGCGAUUUACGACAUCCAGGCCAAGGUGAAAAGUUCCUACGACGGAGUUCAGAAGGGGAAGCCGAUUGGCGAGAUAGCCCGCAUCUUGUCCGGAAAACGGCUCCUGAUCGGCGCGCAGCUGAUUGCCUGCGAAGUAGGGAAGAGCCAUAUUGUGAAGUGUCCCAUCCUUCGGCUCCACGCCCAUCUCGAAGUCGAACCCACGCUGGACACGCUCAUCCGCAUGAAGGAGCAGCUGUGCGCAGCUGCCAAGCGUGUGAAGCCCUUGCAGAUCUCCGUUGCAGAAGUCAAGGACUUUCUUGCUACCUGCAAUUCCCAAGCCCAAGGGAUUUCCGGUGUCAGGGCUUCCGCGUACAAGUCUCUAGACGCCGCCUCCCUUGAGGACUUUGUUGCGAGCUGCAACACGAUGCUCCUGAAGUUCCAGACCGUCCCAUCCCGACAUGUUUUGCAAGUCGUCCCAGAGCAGAUGCGGUUCCUCCAGAUGGAAUUGUUAGGCAAAGGGGGGACUUCACUUCCGCAGGACAUCAAAAAAAUCCGUGGCGUGAUUCGCACCUGUGUCGCCUUAAAAGUCAUCAGUGGUGUACUCGGACGGGAGGUGAUGCGACUGGCUGAGCACCGUUCGUGCUGGUCAAUUUAUGGGCAUGGUGGCCGCCCCGGUGUGUCACUCGCGGUUCUGACGUGGAAACUGUUGGACAACUAUCUGGCGACAUCUAGCGAAGAAAUGUGGUGCUAUAUCGGCAUGGACUUCAGCAACUUCUUCAACACAAUGAGCUGGGUGAGUCUCGCGAAUUCGUUACGGCUAACGGGGGCCCACCCCUGCACUCUUCUUUUUUUCUUGUCUUGCAACAAAGAUAAAGAAGUGUUGAUACGCAAUGGCCGCGAGUACGCGCUUGUGUCCAAGUUUUCGGAUUCGCUGCAGGGGGUGACCGAGACCAUGGUUGCGGGCACGUUGCUCUCGAUUUCCACGGUUCGGCGGUUACACCGGUUCUUGUGUAGCUGCUACUGCCCCGAGACCGGGGGCCUCUGCAAAACCAGAACCACGAGGGCCGCCGCUGUUCUGCUUGCGGAAGCGAAGGCCGACGACUCCGACCCUCACUCCUGGAAGAAUUACGCCUGGUCCACAGACGUCGACCCGCAGUACUUCUACCAACCCGCGGGCCAGUUGUCGUGUUCUAAAUCUAAGGUGACGAUGACCAGCCACUUUGCAACAAAUUCCGUGCCACCCACCGGCAAGGCCCCCCCCGCAACCACCGGGACGUGCGUGGACGAUCGGGGGACCGGGUUCCGGUACAAGCCCGUGGACGUCUCCAGUGGUACCGUCGGCAUUAUCUUCGACACCAUCACCAAGUUCGAACAAAUCGAAUUUCGGAAAAUGGGGACUUUUCUAGCGGGCGGGGGCAAAUUCGAGAUCAUGUUCGGUAGUCCGAGACUCCGUUCUGCAGUGGGGGCGAAGACUUACGGCGAACUUGUGGAAAAAAUGCGCGAAACUGUCGUCAAAAACCUCCACCCCUUCCAAAUGGCCCCCCGUAUCAAGACCAGCACGCUACUGCUGGGGUGUGCGUUUAACGUCGACCGAUUACCACCGGAAACGAUGGCCCUACAACUUCACAGCCGGUUAGGACUAUCGCGCGCAAAAGCAGAACACGUUUUCCAGUGUGCGAAGUUUCUUGACGGCAUGUUGAUCCGCAUGGUGGGAAUGUGGGCUUACGGGUCCUCCGUCGCGCACCUAACAGUGGUAGCUGUCAGGUUAUACGAAAAUGUCGACUGGUUGCGCUUUUUGAACAAGGUCGGGCUCUCCGUUCUCAAUUUUUGCGGUUACGCCAACUCACACGUGGCGGAACUUAUUAAGCUGAACAAAUUGGACAACAACCAACUGUACAAGUUGGCGUUUUGUUCCCAAGUCCUUGAUGCUCAUGAUCCCUGGGUGGCUGCUGUGCGGACGGCGCGGAGUUGCUCCGGAAAGUGGUCGUGUUUAACCGGUCAAGACGACAUUUUGAGCACGAUCACAACAAAGGUGCCUAUUUUCGGCCCCCAAGGUUUCAGUGCUGCUGAUAUCCAGAAAGUGAAUGCUAUUCACUAUGCCGAUCGUGUUCUGGAGGACAAGAUCGCGGCCUCUACUAUCGGGGCGCAGCCGCUUGUGACGACGCCACCGGGACCAAGUGACACUGUAGUGUCGCAGCUCCACCGCCUGUUCCCGAUGCCACAUGUCAGUGCCGGUGCUGUCACGCCGCAGGACCUCAAGGGCGCCGUUGUGAUCACCCGCUGCCCGGCGACUAGCGGCGCUGUCGCUCUGAAUAGCGAGGGGCAAAUUCUUUGGGCAGUGAAUUGUUACGACUUUGCCGACAUCCCCGACCCCGCCACUGCCGCUGAUCUCCGUUUUUUGACCUGUGCUUCCAGCUCGAUGGAGCAUUUGUUGCUCCUUACGGACGUUAUCCAGCGCAGGCCCGCGUUGGUGAUCGAAGGCGUCCAGGUGAACGCGAGGAUCAAAAACACCGGAACAUACCGAAAUUUUUGGUCAUCCUGCUCCGCUUGGUCCGGGCGGCUGUGGCUCUACCAGCAGCAAGUAAAAGCAGUCAACAUUUACCAACACCCCGAUCUCGACGAUUCCAAUCGAUACACGGUACCCGCUGCGGUUACCGAGAUUGCGGGGCGAGAUGCGUUUGUCCAGUGGCCCAAACGCAGUUUCAAAAUGCCGCUGGUCCUCAAAUCUAUCAAAGACAAAAUCCAUAAGUACCGUCUGGCGAAACUGGUGCGCGAGGGGAUGGAGAAGCUCGCUUCGCAAACACCUGGGAAUGACAAGGAGAGCGAGACCGACCCUGCCCCGAAGCGGCAGCGCACCGGUGCCGGAGUGUCCCAAGCUGUUGCUAGUGACUCCCAAUCGAUACCGCCCCCGAAUACCCAGGACCCGUCGGGCUAACGGCACGCACAGGAGCACCCUGAUUUGGUCAUCAAGCAGCGCCACGAUGUACAUGGCUGCGGAUUAUUUGGUUAAAGUUUAUGUAUCUUCAUGUUUGUGCUUCAAAAGAUUUCUGUUAUUGCUCAGCAGAUAUCCUGUUCAAAAAUUGAUAAUGAGCUACUGUGUCUGUUAUCGUUUGGCUGCGCACAAUUCAAAAACCAGCUCUCGCCUCGCCAUGCCCCUCGCAUUUAUUGAUGUUCACCCCACCUAUACAAACUUCCUCUCCAGGACGUUGUAGAUGGGUUUUUUUUUAUGUUGUCUUCUAUGCACAUGGAUAUGCAGAGCGGGUGUGGUUGAGCACGAGUUUGUCAUGUGUGCCUAGGGUGAAUUUGAGGUGAUUGAGAUAAUAAACGCCGCCAGUUCUUGUAUGAGUUUGAUUGUCAGACAUGUAAAGAGACGUGAUUGUGACAGGAGGACGAAGAGACCUGUGGCGCUUUCAUUCGUUUGUGUGUUGUCGUUGUUGCUUCCGUAAGAUUAUUUUCACGCGGACAUCGCUCGCUAACGCGGACCUGCAGCGAUUACGCGGAUUCGCCGUCCCGGGCGUUUACUACGUUUUCCGCUACCGACACAUUUCCAAGCUCCAUCGACAAGACCAUGAUGACUCGAUGCUACCCGGUGUUAGGGAUGUGGCGGCCCGACUGCUUUGGCGCCCCCGGUGGAAAAUAUCGACCCGCGCGGAAGGAUGCAGUUAGAUUGUAGUACCUACCGGACCCGCUUAGGUUUCUAAUUUCUAAGUCUAUGACCCUACUACUUUCCUUAGUUUUACAUUAGUAUUGUUUGAAAUGUCGGGUUAUCUGUGUUGAGUAUUGUGUACGGGUGGUAUACUCCAUUUUUCUGGUACUUUACUUUUCCAACCGCCACGCCUUGUCCCCAUGCUACGCUAGUUUUUUCAUCCCGAAAUCACAAGAAAUUUCGACGAAAACGGCUCAUUUUUCUGUUUCUGUACGCAUCGCCUGGUCCCGCUCUAAAAUAAGUGCUUUGAGUUUCUGCAUCUCAAAACUAAGGAGUAGCCCCCACUACAAGAUGGUCUUCGCGCUUGCUCUUCACUGGAUUCAGUAUCAGAUGGUUUUGCCGCUGUGCCCGACGCUACUCUACGAUCGCGGGGGUUAUCGGUUUCCCGGCCUUCCUCCAGAUUACCGUCCUGGGAAAGUAAUCACCACCACCGCCCCCGAGCGGUUUCUUGCCCUUCGGCAUCUUCCCCGCGCAACCCGUCUAAGGGCAGAACGCCAUCGGUGGUGCCCAUCAUCUGCAGUUACGAAGCGGCGCGCCGCAGUUUUCUACGAAGAGGUGAGUUGCGCAGCGGUGUGCUCCCCUCGGUCGUCAGGUCCAGGAUAGUGUGGGCCUUCUACACCUCCCGAUGGGGGUGAGAUGCCGGGUUCGCGACUCGCCGGAGAUCUUUUGAGCUACGUCUGGCAUGCACCUGCACAAGGGCCGACUGGACAGAUGCGGAACGACCUUGAAGUUGCAGCGCACGAUACCCGGCUGUCGCAGUACAUCUCGACGCUGCGCCUCCACCAUGCUGCACUACUCCGCCUAAAACUGACUACCCCGCAAUUAUGUGCACUCACACGGAAUAAACUGAGGUUGAAACUUGUCAUGCGCGUCAGCGGAUUAAACUGAAGUUGGAAUUUGUCAUGCGCGUCAGCCCUGUAGUAGGACUUUCUCUUUUUCUGUAUUUGACUACGCCGUUAUCAUUGGGCUAGGGCCGUGUUUCCAUUUCUGCAGCACAACCAAUCUCGUGUAGAUUUUCCCCGACCCGAAUCCACGCUUUUCCUCUGCUGCUGCCUUUCGGUUGGACACUUCUUCUGAGUGCUCAUCUGUUUGUCAGGGCUUAUUUACAUGCGCGUUGGAUUCGGUGGUGCUGGAAAAUGCGCCACGAUGGCGGUUCCCCGUCGAUGGUUGCCUUCUUCCUGCCCUGCCACCAUCGGGCCCGAUUGCUGUUUCAUCCGAUCCGGCGACGCUGCGGCGUUUUUUGGACGAGCCAGUUCUUGUUGAUGAACCACCUUUCUUCAUCGGGCCCAACUGCCGACCAGCUUCCGUCGUCGAUCACCCUCUUGGCGGAGAUCGUUUUCGCGCCGCAAUACGAGAUUCGGGCUGUCGCGCACACUCCCCGAUCAGUAGCCGGUCGGGCGGGAUUCAUGCUGUCAAACAAGCCAAGCCAGCUACUUGACCUUUUUGGCGCUCUCGCGGUACUCGUCGACAUCUCUCCGGUGGCGGUUACACCGGUGGUGACGAUUUCUGCUGUGGUCGCCGUUCACGACAACAUCGGGAUUCGGCAAAAACGCGCCCACUGUUUUCCGACCCUCUCCUCGCCGCCGUUCCUGCCCAACCUGCUCUGCGGAUCUUCUCUCGACGACCAGACCAGCAGUGGGCCCAGCCAUCCGGUCGUCGCGCAUCGUGGGUUCAACGGCCCCCAUCCCAUAGAGACCACUUAGAAAUUAUUUUUAUCGUAGAGCACAAAUUUUACAGCGGUCGCCCGUUUUGCAUCGGCCGAGGUUGCACAUGCGUCCGGAGUAUUUUUCCACUGAAGUCCCUCGGCAUGGGUCAUAUGAUGUUCUUCGCCAGGUCGCGCAGCCUCUAUUAAUGCGAUUCGGGUCGAUCGCGCCCUACGGCUAGUAUCUGUGAUCCAGUUCGACCGUAUAUUUCGGGGGGCAGUAACGUGAAGGAAAAGCGUCCUUUCGGGGGCGCCUAGUAACCACGCAAACACGAACCUGAUUAACGCCCCCUAUGGGUAACUAUCUCCAUACACAGUGGUCUCGCCCUAUCUUUACUAUUUUUCAGUGCAGCGGCUUACUGCACUUAUCGCCCUACGGAGACUGUGAUCUGGCCUCCCUCUACCUCCCCUGGUGGACGUCUGCCGCGGCUUACGGCUCUAGACGUUAACUAGGAUCAGUGCGCUGUGCGGGUUUAGGGUUUUGAAAUUAAUUUUGUAUCUCCCACUGCUGCAUGCACCUGCUGCAAGAACUUGUCAUGCAAAACAACCUUCGGGUUGUUCCCGCGCUUCAGGAGUAGUCCUGUUGCGUGAGGGCGGCAGAAGAUGAAAAAAGGUGUUGGUUUAGGGGGUUGAAAAUGUUUCUGCAUGUGUGAUGCAAAAGACAAAAAGAAGUUCGCGCGUGGGAGCGCAUUAUUAAGCACAGCGGGCGGGUGCCGUUCCCGCCGUCACACAAUCAUUGAAAAUUGAAAAUUGAAAUUGAUGAAAUUGGGGGCCGGGCAAAAAAAAAAAAAUCCCCAUCCUGACUCUGGUGUGGGUACGUUUUUACAUAUGAUAGCCUGGAUUACAUGAUCACGCUCGUAAACGGGUUCGACGGAAUCCCCCGCAGCCGGACGCUGUCCAUCAUUGUCGAGCGCAACUUCAUGUCGGAGUGCUUGCGCAAGAGCCACUUCUCCAAGUGGGAGCUGAUCGCGGGGAAGCUUUCCGACUACAAGGACGCGCUGUGGAACUGCUGGCACGCGGCCAACAGCAGCGCCUUUUUCCCCACCAGUCCCUUCAACAUGAUGUACGCACGCAAAUUCGAGGACAGCCGGCUGAACCCGCAGGAGCGCACAAACUUCCUCCGCAGCUACCUGUCGGUGGGCGACCAGCUUGUGGUGAACGUGCAGCGCUUGGUGGUGGAUACCACGGCGAGUGAGGACGGGCUUUUGUUGACAAAAGGGGACGUCGUCACCGUAGCCGACGCGCCGGGCCGCAACGGAAUCUGGGUGCGGAUCACCGUCACAUUGUUCCCCCGUCGAGCAGGGCGGGAACAGCAUCAAGGCGACAAAGAGGAUCGGGCGCACAUGACUACAACGAGCCUUCAGAAGAGAGAGAGAAUAUCCGAGGAAACUGCGUCCUUCAGGGGGAGCAGUACCGACGGAGAGGACGAUGAAGAAGAUCGCGACUUUCUGGAUCCCGCAGUGAUUCUGAACGCAGAGAGACAUGAAGUUGUUGCCUGUGAGGUUUUCCUCAGCUAUUCCGACAUAUUGGCGUUUUUUGUGUGGCGCAACGCAGAGGAAGCCGUCCGCGGUGUGACGAUGAGAUCUAUGGGGACCAGCCUGCUGAGCACGCAAUCGUCGACGCAGGCGAACCUCGAGCAAACUUCGAAGGAGGUGGGAAUAGUAAACGAGGAGAGUGAAGUGGAACAAGAAAGCGCCGAGAACAAGUCGAACCAGGGCACCCCGGGGCCUGUGCGUCGCUCAUCCGCGGCCGGUGUGGCGAGGCAAGCGAUCCCGAAUAAGCCGGAUCAACUGCCGUUACACAACCACAAGCGAAAGCUGUUCCAACGCCACGGCGCAAGGUCAAAUAUGCACUUGGAUGAGGCUGAUGUGCAAGCGUUCCUGCGAGUGUUUGCCGAGAACAAAAACGAGAACAAAGGGGACGGAUCACGAUCCGUCCACAGCACUUCUUCGGAGCUGCGAUCGUCUCCAGGCACCAGCACUCGCACGAGCGCUGGCUCGUCCAUAAAGUACGUAGCUGCCACGAAGCCUACGGGGCGCAAGUCCAAGACUCGUGUGGUUCCCGGCAACGCAAAUGACUACAACAUGGGUCCUGCUUCCGCCGGCACGGAAACUACUCGCAGCGAACCGAGAGAGCGCAUUCGCGGAACCCAGGUGGCCUGGUUCGACCACCACGAACAGGAGGAACCCUACCUGCACGCGAUGCCCGAAGGCUACGUACCCGGGCGCAUUCUGCACAUCCGCAAGAGGCUUUCGAAAGAGGAGAAGGGUGUGCUAGAUCGCUCGGCGCGCAACGACUUCACGAACCUUUUGGAGACCGUAUUCGGCGGGGACGAAGAACUACCGGGAGGGAGCAAGGAUCCGGAACAGAACAAUAAGGACGGAAAACACUGGUCGCGCACAACUGGCGCAGCUCCCAUGGAGGACACGUCUACCGAAGAACAUGCGACUACAAGAAAGGGAAUCAGGGUAAUUGAAAAGGCGUUGCAGAAGGAGAAGCGGUCUGUCUUUCUGGCGGACUCCAGCGAGAGCGGAAAUGACGAGCAGAGUGCAGCGUCAGCGACCAAAACGGCUCGGGCCAGCCCCUUGUGGAGCAGCGGUGGCUUCGUGCAAAAGAGCACGUUCAGCGACCAUGUUUUACGCAUGCAGCGCACGACCAGCAGCACCGGGACGACCGCGGCCAGAAGUAUCUCCGAGGAGAAGAUCAUGGUGAAAAGGCCACCGCGCAGCGAAAAAAGUGUCUUGCGAAUGAAUGCGCGACUCGUGGGUGACAUCCUUGGCUCCGAACGGAACGAGGAAAUAAGCGACGCGUGGUCGUCCGGGUCCGAUCAGCCGCAAAGGCACGACUCUCCUCCUUCCCAGGAUGAAGUAGACCAUCCCGGAAAAGCAAAACCUAAAACGCUCGCGAAAUCGUGGAGCCUCGCCGGCCUCAAGCGUUUCCGGCGGCGGGAGGCCGUUGGUACCUUGUUGAGGCGAUCUGCAACUACGUGGACCAUCCUGACGACGGCACUACAACGGAUUCUGCAGUAUCUUUUCCCCUUUCUAUUUUCUCACGGUGAAGAGGUGGACGAGCUAGACCCGGACGGGCUGGAAACCGAGGACCCGGAGCCCUGUCAGCUUCGACCCACCGACCCAGAACUCACCAGAACCAUCCUCGACGAAAAUGAUGAGGGUACUAUACAAUUGUUGGCUCCUCGUCCUCCGGAGCACCACGUUCACUUCCAGCAUUUCCCAGAAAAGAUGAAUAAACCUCAACCUGAUUUUUCACGAGGAGCAAGGAUCCUGCGUGAACAGAAUAGAUAACGUUAUUCAUUGCUCAGCGUUCUUUUGCUGGCAAGUCCAAGUGUUGUUCUUUUUUCUUCGUUUCAUCGUUUCAAAAAUGGAAAUAACAAAAUGAAUGCGCAGGACCUGCAGUAGGAGCACAAGCAGCAAUAACAGCACGCCCGGUGCUCACGGGGCUGAUCCACAUCGCACGAAAAAUUCCUUUGCACAAGAUGAUUUUGGGGGGCGACAACAUGCUGAAGAAUUUGGAACAUGAUGCCGUGGAGCGGCAAGAACUCAUAGAAAAAUACGGGCCUAAUUACGAAGAAGUUCUGAACGCAAGACACAAAACAACACUGGACAGAAACGAGCUGCACAGCAAACGCACCCGCGCACUGCAGUCGGUUGCAAGUCACAUGUCGAGUCUGCUCAGCAAACGGUCGAAAGAAACGGCGCUUCAGCGCACACAAAAUCAUGGGCCGAGUAACGACAGCCUCGAUGACAUUUACAGCGAGAAGCAGCAGCAGGCGCGGCGCGACGAGCGGACGGAUCUGCUGCACACGUCGGUGCUCCAGAACAUCUUCGGCGCACACCCAGACGAAGUUCUCGGAGGCGAAUACGAAUUACAUGCCGAUCAUGCGCUGGCGCAAAAAGACUCCAGUCGAAACAGGCACCUGGAACUAUUCAAUGGAGCGACGAGGACGAAUGGCGCGUCGGUCACAGAAGUAAGUCCGGAAGAUCCGGCAGCUAAUAGGCCAAAGAAGGGUAUCUUCGCAAGACUGUUCGGGGGUUUUGGCGAAAAUUCGCAACACUCCGGCGAGCAAGAGCCGCUGUCUUCGGGUGAUGAAGUGGAGCGACUUUCAGAUGAAGUUGCUGGUGGUACCAGGAGCAUCCCUUCCACCCCUCGCGGGAAGCAGGUCGCGUUUCCGGACCACAAUAAGGGCGCUUUUCCUUCGCAGAGAGGUCGUGGUGCUGGUGACUCUGCCGGGGCCACACGACUCGCGGUGGAUUCGACGUUCAGGGGAGAAGAUGAUGAGCGGGAAGGAACAUCGUUGCUGCACCUACAACAACCCAGUUCACAACUCUCGUCGAUGAGGAGCAGUUUGAGCAGCUCGACAAGCGCUACCGCGGCUUCAUCUCCCGCGCGAAAGAAUAGCAACGAUGCUCUCCUCGACUCCUCUAACGACGAUUUUAUCCGGCCGAGUAUGAUUGCGCGCCAAUUGGAGGCUGAGCUGGACCUGGAGGAACGAAUCGGCAGCGGGGAGGGCUACUACGCCGUCUGGGUUUCACACGCGGAGCUCAAGUUUUUGUACAACCGCCCAGAAGCCGUCACCGACCACCUAAAAAUCUCACACGAUGCCGGGCUGCGCUGCAUAUUUGAAGAUUUCUUCUCGCACCUGAUGCCCGCUCCAGAUCGGAAUGAGGACUACGACGGUGCUGCACCUGAACAAGAAGAAGCAUUUGACCCAAACAGCCUCCUUGCCGCAUCGUUCGGGCCAGAUGAGGCAGAUCUGCUAAACCGAGCAGACCCAGAAUCCCACGUGCUGUCCCGCGCCAGCAGCAUCGCAGGCCCGGAGCAUGAUGAUGGUGAGCAGGCGCUAGUACAGCUGAAGGAUGUAGAUCCAUUGAUGAAGCACGUCCCACGGCCAAAAGUUGUCAACAGCAAUGCUCCUGCCCCAUUCGGUGAAGUAGAUCCGACGGCAGAAGAAGUGGAAGACGACAUAGCGCGGCAAACAUCAAAGCCGCGCAAAAGUACAGCGACUGAGAGAUCGUCGCUAUCCCGAGUAACUACGGAGUCAACUAGUACAGCAGCAUCCUAUAAUCGCGGUCGCAUUUCCACCCAAGUCGCAUCAUCUUCGAUGACGAGCAAAAACCGCAACAAAGAGAAUCGCGGCAACAGAGUAGAUGCGGCAGCAGAGAGAGCCGCAGGCCGCUCUGUAGUUCCAGGACCGGAUUUAAUCCCGUCCGCCACCAUCGUGACGACCGCGUUUAGUGAAAGCGAACAGCGAAUGAAAGAGAAGGUCGUCAAGGUGCCCCCGGUGCCGAUGCCGACGGUUCCACCAACCUUGCCGUCGGUGCCUCCGUCAAGAAAGGAAGAUGUUGUUGCGCCAUCAGGCGACACAGUCAAGCGCGCCUCUUUCGCACCUGGUGGCAACCCACUGGCGCAGGAAGAAGAAAUCCCCACAUCUGGAAGGAAGCUUCGCGCAAUCUCACCACGAAACAACAAAUGAAAUGGCUGACGACCGUCGCUAUGUCUUUUGAAAAUCAGAAGUGUUAUGGAAUGUACUUGCGCGUUCGUCUCGGUUUCAAGAACUAGAAAUUGCUCUUACGUACUGGUACUUGCACAGCUGCCGCGCACUUUCGUGGCAGGUGGUGCUGCAAAGAAAUCGCGGAAUUUGUGAAAGUACCAAGUACGUGGUAUCAAGCAAAGAUAUAAAAUUUUUGGUACUGUUUGUGUUAGUGCUGCGAGAUGCGGAGUGCAAGACCGCAUACAUCAACCAAAGAAAUAGCUGCAGAAGAUGAAUAGCUGUUACAGCGAGUGCAUGACAUGCACUCGCUGUAUCAACAUGGCGAUGGUGUCGAGAACGCGUGGGCCAGAAGUUCCGGUCCACGUAUUCUCGCGAUAUCGAAAGAAGGCGUGGCGCUUACCACUUAGUGGUUGCCUGUUAGUCACCAGGUGAAUACGAAUCCGAUUCGUACACGAGGAAUAUUGAACAGAUUCGCGCGUAACAACCAUAAAAAG
Amoebophrya sp. A120 is the source of this 16504-nucleotide messenger RNA. The record is from the annotation of a GenBank genome assembly. Lineage: Eukaryota; Dinophyceae; Syndiniales; Amoebophryaceae.